UAAAUAUACUCAUACAUGAAUAUAUUAACACACUAACACACACACACACAUAUAUAUAUAUGCACACACAUCAUGUUCAAGCAGACAGUCACUGCUUUUUUACUGGUGUGGUCCUCACAAAUAGCCUUGAAUACCAAUGCUGAGGUCUUCUCAUCUGUUGUGAAACUGAAAGUUUUAGCCAAUCUAGAAUUGGUUUUAUUGAGUUCUCUCGGGAAAUUCAUUCAAAGUCAAAAUGGUAUUGAAUCUCGAGAUAUUGGUGGCCAAAAUAUGAACGAUAUUAUCAGAUUUGUUGUGGAAACUGAACACAAGUUGUCCCAAGAAGGCAGACAAGUAGGAAAUCCAGUGAAUAGUUAUCAGCUUGUUCACAGAUUCUUGUAUGAAUGGCGCCAAAUAAAGGACAUAUUAAAAAUGAUAUUAAGGACUGAACAUGUUACACCAGAGUCAGAAACAUUUGCAAACAAAUUUUUACACACUGCCAAAUUCAUACAAGACUCAGAAAUGUGGCCAGACACAGACGACCUUCAGGGGGCAUCACUUGGACUUCUACGGAUUGUAGAAAUAUACCAAGUACCACUGUAUCAACUGGCAAGAGGGAAUCUGCUGGGAAAGAGAACUAUGGCUUUAGAGACGACACAAUGUCUUAGCAUUGCUGAUGUGGCCCAGGACAUGGAAAUGGACUGGGAAGCUGUGAAAUGGUAUAAUUAUACCAUUAGCAUACUUGGUACAGACGCAGCAUCACAACAUUUACUCACUAAAGCCCAUAUGUCAAUGGCAGCUAUACUUUAUAAGCUUGGAAGACCAGAUCUAUCAGCUGAUUCUAUCCAACAGUUGAUUGUCAAGAAGAACGGGAGUGGUAUCCAUGACAAUCAGUUGCAGACAGAAUUACGGAAUUAUCUUCAGAAAUCUAGUAACAAACCAGUUUUGCAUCCAUUGAUUCGCCCACCACCAAAAUGGAUAGGUUACUAUAACUUUGAGAAAUUGUGCCGGGCUCAGUUACAGCCACAAAUCUCCAACAAUGUUGUCUGCUCAUUCCAUGAGAGACUUGUACCUUAUUUGAAUUUCAAACGAGAAAUACUACACUAUGACCCUCUGGUGGUUCUCUAUCAUGAUGUCGUCACAGAUUCAGAAAUGUCUUCUAUAAAGAAUACAACAAUUCGCAAGCUGACACGGUCAGAUGUUGGGGGCAAGGACUCCAAAGGAGCAACUAAAAGUAAUGCUAGGAUCAGCCAAAGCACAUGGCUUCCAGCUGAAGAUAAAAUGAGUGAAGUCUUGUGUCGACGGAUCAAACUGAUUACAGGAUUGCAGACUGAUUUCAAACUUAAAGACACCAACAGCGAGUUAUUUCAGGUGAUAAACUAUGGCAUUGGUGGCCUCCAUCUGCCACACCAUGAUUAUGUGAGUUACUACAGAAAAGCAAAAUUCGAAGACGUUCCACUUUUUCAAAAUUCUGGUGAUAGAAUUGCAACAGUUAUACUUUACCUAAGUGAUGUCCUAAUGGGAGGUGCAACAGUGUUCCGAAACUUAACAUCCAUGUACCAAUUGUAAAGGGUGCAGCAGCUGUGUGGUACAACUUACAUCGCAAUGGGACACCAGAUACACGUCUGCUCCAUGGAGGUUGCCCAGUUAUAUUUGGUGACAAAUGGAUAAGUACCAAAUGGAUUCGAGAAGCAGGACAAACAUUCAGAAGACCAUGUUUAUUAGAUCCCCAUUUGUAAACUGGGAAGUGACUUUGACACCAAAAGCUUGUGAAGAAUAUUGAAAAGCAGAGCACAUUUCUAGAAAGCAAUUUUUAUUAUAAUAUACUGAUGAUAAAUAGAAAAGAAAUAAUGUUUUUUUUUUUCAAGUUUCACUCUGAAGAGAUUCAGAUAAGAUUGAAAUACAUGCAACUAGUUUUUAUUAUCUUCAUUACUAAUAAAUAAAUCAACAAAUUGUGCUUCUACAGUUGAGUUUUAAUUAUUAUUCCCAUGAAGUAGCUAAAGUAAGCCAUCAUACCGAAUCCUCACAAAAAAAAAACAAAAAAAAAAUAACUAGACUAGAUUUCAUAGUGAAAAGAUAAUAAAAGAUCUCUUAAAGAAACUAACAACAACAAUAGUGUUCUGAUAAAAGAAAUACUGGAAGAUGACAAUUUGGAAACAACAUGGGAUGAAGUCUGAGGGAGAAAUGCUGUGUUAAGUAAAUAAAAUACAUUUAACUGUU
Molecule: messenger RNA, 2196 nt
Organism: Octopus sinensis (East Asian common octopus)
Lineage: Eukaryota; Metazoa; Mollusca; Cephalopoda; Octopoda; Octopodidae
Product: prolyl 4-hydroxylase subunit alpha-2-like
Exons: 13
Coding region: 73-1545 (490 amino acids)
Biological process (GO): peptidyl-proline hydroxylation to 4-hydroxy-L-proline
Cellular component (GO): endoplasmic reticulum
Molecular function (GO): procollagen-proline 4-dioxygenase activity; iron ion binding; protein binding
Source: RefSeq, a predicted model, not a curated record